Molecule: messenger RNA, 608 nt
Organism: Engraulis encrasicolus (European anchovy)
Lineage: Eukaryota; Metazoa; Chordata; Actinopteri; Clupeiformes; Engraulidae
Product: protein C19orf12 homolog
Exons: 4
Coding region: 1-555 (184 amino acids)
Source: RefSeq, a predicted model, not a curated record
AUGGAGGAUGUCAUGUAUCUGUGCUCCCAUCUGACAGAGAAGCAACAGCUCGAAAUUACUGUAAACGAAUCUGGCACAGGUGCCAUUGUUACUGCGGGAUGUACAUUUGCUGGAGGAUUACUUGGAGGCCCUUUAGGAAUCGCAAUAGGGGCUGCGGUCGGGGGAAUCUAUGCAUUUGCGAGAAGAGGGAAGUUGAAGUCUGACCCAGAGAUCCUCAAGACGCUCACACACCAGCAGCAGAGAGAUCUCUGUGCUGACAUCAUGAAAGAGCUUGGACAAAAGAUCUGGGAAAACCGGGACGAUCUGAUUGAUCUUGUCGUCGGGGAAGAAUCAAUCAAAAAGAUGAUGUCAAGUGGGCGGGCCCAGCCCAUCUCGGAAAUCCUUGAGAUGCUCACGCCUGACCAGAAGGAGGAACUCUAUUAUGACAUCACAGUAGAUCUUGGGGCACUGACCUGGAACAACAAGGACCAUUUGAUUCUUCUUGUCAUUGAGAACCGUCGACUCCAAAAGAAAGUCAUCCGUACCAUCACAAAUUUUGCCAAAAAGACAAUCUAAGUAGAACGGAUUUUGGAUUUUCUUGCAAAGCAGGUGCAAAUAUGCUCCUUGUG